Molecule: messenger RNA, 1773 nt
Organism: Pyrus x bretschneideri (Chinese white pear)
Lineage: Eukaryota; Viridiplantae; Streptophyta; Magnoliopsida; Rosales; Rosaceae
Product: probable cysteine protease RD21B
Exons: 5
Coding region: 98-1522 (474 amino acids)
Cellular component (GO): lysosome
Molecular function (GO): cysteine-type endopeptidase activity
Source: RefSeq, a predicted model, not a curated record
AUCAAAAUCCCCCCUCCCCCUCCCCUCUUUUGUCCUAUAUAAUACCCACCAACCCCAAUUCUACCCAUCACAUUCCCUCUCAGACCUUUCGUCAACAAUGAAACGACAAUCCUCAAGAUCUUCUGGGGCCAUGGCCUCAUUGCCCUGCAUGGUCCUUCUCCUUCUCCUCCCCCUUGCCGCCGCCAUGGACAUGUCCAUCGUCGACUACAACGAGAAGCAUGGCAUGCCCGCCUCGUCGGACCCAACCGAGACGGAGGUCAAGGCCCUCUACGAAUCCUGGCUCGUCAAGCACGCCAAAAACUACAACGCCUUGGGGGAGAAGGAGCGGAGGUUCGACAUUUUUAAGGAUAAUCUCAGGUUCAUUGACGAGCACAAUAAGCAGAGCCGGACUUACAAGGUGGGUCUGAACCGGUUCGCCGAUCUGACCAACGAGGAGUACCGGUCUGUUUACUUGGGUGCCAAGGUGGACCGGCGCCGGCGGUCCGGGCUUUCUGGGUCGAGGAAGAGCGACCGGUACGCGUUCCGGGCCGGCGAUAAGUUGCCGGAGUCGGUCGAUUGGAGAGCCGAGGGCGCUGUUCCUGCCGUGAAGGAUCAGGGCCAAUGCGGGAGUUGCUGGGCGUUCUCAACGGUUGGCGCGGUGGAAGGCAUAAACAAGAUUGUGACCGGUGAGCUGAUCUCUUUAUCAGAGCAAGAACUAGUGGAUUGUGACAGAUCAUACAACCAGGGAUGCAAUGGAGGUCUGAUGGACUAUGCCUUCCAAUUCAUCAUCACCAAUGGCGGUAUUGAUACUGACGCAGAUUACCCUUACCAUGCUCGAGAUGGUUCAUGUGAUCCUAACAGAAAAAAUGCUCGGGUUGUGUCCAUUGAUGGGUAUGAAGAUGUUCCAGAAAAUGAUGAGAAGUCGUUGAAGAAGGCUGUGGCACACCAACCAGUUAGUGUUGCCAUUGAAGCUGGUGGCAGGGAAUUCCAACUCUACCAAUCGGGUGUCUUCACUGGACGUUGUGGAACAGAUCUAGACCAUGGUGUGGUUACUGUUGGUUAUGGCACCGAAAAUGGUGUAGACUACUGGAUCGUGAGGAACUCAUGGGGUCCCAACUGGGGCGAGGCUGGUUACAUCAAGUUGGAACGUAAUGUGGCUAGCAUCAAUACCGGCAAAUGUGGUAUUGCCAUUGAGGCCUCAUACCCUACUAAAAAGGGUCAGAACCCCCCAAGACCUCCCCCAUCACCACCAUCUCCUCCUGUGAAGCCCCCUACCGUGUGCGAUGAGUACUACUCAUGCCCCAUGGGAACUACAUGCUGCUGCGCCUAUGAGUAUGGCAACUACUGCUUUGGAUGGGGAUGCUGCCCUCUAGAGUCUGCAACCUGCUGUGAUGACCAUUACAGCUGCUGCCCUCACGAGUACCCCGUAUGCGACCUUGAUGCGGGAACUUGCCGAUUGAGCAAGGACAAUCCAUUGAGCGUGAAAGCGCUAAAGCGAACUCCUGCUAGAAGCAGCCGGCGUUUCCGCUUCCCAAGUGCUUGAGGAUCCAAACGGUCAAAUUGGGUGUUCAAGGAAGAAAGUGAACCGAGUUUGCUCCCAAGAAAAUAUGCAUAUGUCGCCAAGGAAGAAAUGGUUUCCUGUUCAUUGUAAUAGAUUUAUAUAUAUUUUUACUUGGAAUUCAAUUCUUUUUUUCAGUACUUUGGAUGAUUGUUGUAUAUAAAUUAUGGAACCAAGUCAAAACAAAUGGGAAUCUAAGCUCUUAUUUAAUCUCAGAACGAGUCGGUUGCUUGUUU